CUCGCGGGGCUGCUGCUCGGCCGCGCGCACGCACGCGGGUCUGCAGAAUACAUGCAGCUCUUCCUCGAGGGGGUCGCGGUGACUGUGAGAGCCCCCACCCGCUUGUUUCUCUCUCUCUUCCCCCCGGCUCCGCCUGCGCCCGCCCCGGCAAGGAUUGUUGACAAAAGACGCUGCGAGACGGAGCGAAGGAACCCGGAGCCCGGGACUGGUGAGCAGAUUCGCCCGUUAACUUAACUUCUUUCCCUAAACAGUUGGAAGAAGACGAUUGGGACGGGGAUAGGGGGCACGAGGACUCUUCCGUUCCUAGAAACCCGUGUGGCCGAGGUGAUUCGGUUGUUGGAGGUGGUCGGACCGCAGCAGGCCGGUGUGAAGUCGACGCCCCCCCCCCUUAUACUACCCUCUCCUUGCGAUUGGUAUUUACCGACAAAGCCAGCGGCCAAGAUGGAUCAUUCGCUGUGAGUGAAAGGGCCAGACCAACGUUACAGGAGGCGGCGGCGGCCUUGGACAGGUCUAUUUAACCGGGAAUGGUGUAAGCUGAGACGGCCAGGCAGUCUGGAUCUGACCGGGGACCCGUCAUUCCCCCGGAGCCUCCGCAGCUCCAAGCUGCGUCCUGAGCCCUCCAAGAUGGGGAAGUGCGACGGAAGGUGCACGCUGCUGGUGAUAUGUUCACUGCAGUUGGUGGCAGCCCUUCAGAGGCAGGUGUUUGAUUUUCUGGGCUACCAAUGGGCUCCCAUCCUGGCCAACUUCCUGCACAUUAUGGCCGUCAUCCUGGGCAUGUUUGGCACCGUGCAGUUUCGCUUCAGAUACCUUAUCUUUUAUGCAGUAUGGCUGGUUCUUUGGGUGGGUUGGAACUCGUUCAUUAUCUGUUUCUACCUGGAGGUUGGAAACCUGUCUCAGGACAAGGACUUUCUCAUGACGUUCAACACAUCCCUUCAUCGUUCGUGGUGGAUGGAGCAUGGUCCUGGUUGCCUGGUAACGCCAGUGAUAGACUCUCGCAUGGCCCCUGACGACCACCAUGUCAUCACUGUCUCCGGGUGUCUCCUUGACUACCAGUACAUAGAGGUGUUGAGUUCGGCCAUUCAGAUCCUCUUGGCUCUCUUUGGCUUUGUAUACGCCUGCUAUGUGAGCAAAGUCUUCCAGGAUGACGAGGACAGCUUUGAUUUCAUCGGUGGCUUUGACUCAUAUGGCUACCAACCUCCUCAGAAGUCCUCGCAUCUGCAACUGCAGCCUCUUUACACGGCUGGUUAACCGUUGGUAGCGCCCCCUUCAGGCCAAACCCUGACGGUGUCACUGUGGAUGGAAAGCGGCGUUUGCCUCAACUACACCCACUCUGUGUCACAGUUUACCGGAGGAAUGGACUUACCCCACCCAGAGGGAGAGACGUGUGUGCAUGUGUGCUUGAGUCUGAGAAAGAGAAACACAAUCCUGAAUAGAAUGUACAGAGCUCAGGGAAGAACCAGCAUGCCAGGUGGUGUGAUAAGAAGAAGGAGGGGACAGGGAGGAGAGGAGAUACAGAGAACAAGAGCUGGGGACACCUCUGUCAAAUCACAGAAGACACACUUCACUAAACUGCCAGCUCUCAACACUCCUGUGUGUCUGUGUGUAUGUGUGUAUGUUUUUUUUUAAUUUGUUUUUUUUUUUAAAGAAUGUUUUGGGCAUUUUUGGCCUUUAUUUUUGACAGGACAGAUGAAGUAAUGAAAGGGGAGAGAGGGGGAAAUGACAUGCAAAAAAAAAGGCAAAACUUCACAGGACUAGCUGGUGCUUUGUGGUUGCACCAUGGACUCUACCACUUGGUGUCCCUGUGAAUUAUUAUUUUUUGGGUGCUUGUGUGUGUGUGUGUGUGUGUGGGGGGGGGGGGGGGUACAUUAAAAAAAAGGAGGCACGGCUCGUACCUGUUGUCAUUUUAGAAUGUGGUAAUGUUGAACUAGAGCAGUCUUAAGAUUCCCAUAACGAUUCCCAAAGCCAUCUUCCCUUCAAUGCCAUUAAAACCACUGUUGACAUUCAAGCUUUAUACAUUACCAACCCAACUUGCUGAGGUAGUAAAACAGAGCUGGUGGAAGAUAAACUGCUUAAAGGAUUAGAAUGGCAAUAUUUUAUACAUUACAUUAUUUAACAAAACCAACAAGUUAAUCCGUCUCUCAAAACAGCUUGUGUCUCUCAGGCCAUUAGUUCCUGGAAGUGUAAAUUGUUUAAAAAAAAAGAGUAAUGGAAAUAUACUUUAAUUUUAAAAUAAGUAAAAGUUUUUGACAACAAUGGAUUUCACAGGGGAAUGAGGUUCAGUAUAUCAGGCUUUGGCUACACAGACAGUAAUUGUUAGUAGAAUCAAUUUCUUGUUGGUGUUUGUCUUUUCAUGUGAUUUGUUGACAAUAAAAAAAUAUAGAAUAUCACCAGACAAAAACUUUAAAGUUCUGAGUUGCCUCAAAAAUCAAGUCAAAUUUCCAAUGUCACAAUGUUUUGUUUUCUGGAAAAUGAAUUCAGACCAUAGGGAUGCAGAUGGAUUUAGAAUCAGGCAUUAGUGUCUAUGGGGGAGGGCGCGGGGUACUGUGCAUGUAAAUAACCAGCGAAUGAUUGGUGGUUCCAUUUAGAAAAGAGGGUUUUAUUAGGGGGUGGGUAGGGCUUGCGGAAGAUGGGUUCACAUCUAAGUUUUUCUUCAUACCUGUUUUAUCUUGCUCACUCUUUUGGGAUAUCCUCAUGUUGCUCUCUUCUGACCCAUCUGCAGCUAAUUCGCUCCAUCAUCUUUCUCUAUAACUACAUUCACCUCUGCAGCUCAUUCGCUGAUUUCCACCGGAACAUGGUGAUAUAGGAGACCUAAGAGAAACGUACUGUCACGAUGUAAAUGGAGUCAUGGAGAGGGAAGAAGGGAAAUUGAUAUGAGGUGAAGACCUUAUUGGGUGUAAGGAGAAGUUUGAAAAAAAAUAAAAAUACACUUUCUACAUUAAA
This is a messenger RNA of Etheostoma cragini (Arkansas darter), 2940 nucleotides long. It is a transcript of the gene nkain1, whose product is annotated as sodium/potassium transporting ATPase interacting 1. NCBI's taxonomy places the organism in Eukaryota, Metazoa, Chordata, Actinopteri, Perciformes, Percidae. Bases 625 to 1248 code for a protein of 207 amino acids. The transcript is spliced from 8 exons. Gene Ontology annotation, biological process: regulation of sodium ion transport. The record is from RefSeq and is a predicted model, not a curated record.